AUGGCACACACCGCACUUAACGAUGAAGAAAUUAAAGAAUAUUUUGAUGCGCCAGAGGAACUUGAUCAAAAAAUCAAAACUUUAUCAGAUUGCAUUCGCAAUGCAAAACAUUUCAUUGUCUACACCGGAGCAGGUAGAGGAUCUUCACUCUUUACAGAAAAAAAGAAUUCUAUAUUGGAAAUGAUCAUAAUUGGUAUAUCGACAGCAGCUGGCAUCAAUGAUUUUCGCGGUCCUACAGGUGUUUGGACAGCUCGAGCGAGAGGUUUUGUACCACCAACAUCGGCUGUGCGCAAUCCAGAACCAACACUGACACAUAUGGCUUAUGUCGAGUUGAUGAGAAACGGCUAUCUCAAAUUCUUAGUUUCUCAGAACUGUGAUGGUCUUCACCUUAAGAGUGGAAUAUCUGCGAACAAAAUUGCUGAGCUACACGGAAACUCGAAUUGUGAAGCUUGCGCAAAGUGUGGGAAAGUCUACUACAGACAAACACGUGUCAAUCAGUAUGAACAUAAAACUUGGCUAACGGGAAACAUGUGUACAGUACCGAAUUGCAAUGGACGUUUACGUUGUACUACCGUUGCCUUUACUCAAUCGAUGCCUGAUAUUUGUCUGGAUAAAGCAAUUAAAGAAUCAAAGAUGUGCGAUUUAAGUCUAUGUAUGGGAACGUCAAUGCGAGUUUCGCCUGCAUGUGACCUUCCAUCUAUGAAUUUAAAAUCUGGACGAAAGAAGAUGGUCAUUGUCAAUUUACAGAAGACUCCCUAG
Messenger RNA from Rotaria sordida, 759 nucleotides. The record is from the annotation of a GenBank genome assembly. NCBI's taxonomy places the organism in Eukaryota, Metazoa, Rotifera, Eurotatoria, Philodinida, Philodinidae.